AAACUCUCAUCACGCUGCAGUGCAUACUUGUUUUUAUCAGAUCUUAGUGUUGCCAACCUCUCCUGUUUGCGAUACUACGGAGUGUAGUAGAUAUUUUGACCGGCACGCAUGUAAUAAGUCAACGAGACGGGAACGUGGGAAGUGGACGGGAAUAUCCUGUGCCAUGCCCCACGGAAGGUGACCUGCACGAACGGAGAGCCGAAAGAGACCGCACACUACGAAAUAACUCCCCGACUUGUUGUUCCUCUUUCUGAAAGAGAAGAGCUCUCGGAAAGUCGAAAUUAUUGUGGAAUUUACUUAGUUUGGAUUGUGUGGAUUUUUUUUUGAAGAAACUGAUUGCAUUUUUAUACUCCUAUAAAAUACAGGCCGUCACCUUUGGACAGCGUAACAAUUUUUCUGCUUUAUAUGUUAAUUUGUCAUAAAUCAUUAAAUAAAAGAAAUAUAUAUCAUAUGAUGUAUGAUACUUACUUCGUUUCUAAAUUCUUGUCGUUGUUUUAGUACAAAAUUGAACUAAAAAGACGACAAGAAUUUAGGAACGGAGAGAGUAACAUGUAGUAAUGGUAUAACCUUUCUUUGUCAGUUUUUUAUUGUCUAUAGCAUCGCAUGGGUAUUAUGUUAGUAUGCUUUAAAAGAAAAAAAAAUCAAAGAAAAAUCCUAUAAAAGACUGCGGUGAGACGGUGACCCAUCACCUUUGAAAGGUGUACUCCUAACAGUUCAAUUAAUGGCAGUGAUCCGUCCUUUGGAUAAUGUAACUUUAUAUGGUUAUAUGGUUUGUGAUAACAUAUAAUAGUAUAAAUCGUUUUUACUUGUACUUCCUACCAAGAUGUUAUAGCUUUGUCCUAGGUUAAACACAUAGUAAGUAGAGAACCGGAGACGGAGAUUUUACGGAAUUUCCGCCUUAUUUUGAAUGGAAAACGCACCCUUUUUCUCUUUUAUGGGGUGCAGCCUAGCAGCACCCCAACUCCCGCAACCGCGUCUGCGCAGCCCGCUUGCACCGAGCAGCCCUGCCAGCCACUUCGUACCCACUGGGCCUCCAGCCCAGCCGCCCGACAGGCCUGCCGCCGCGCCCAUUUGGGCCACCUCUCUCCAUGGCCCAUUUGGCCGAGCCGCCCAGCCCAGCCCACCCGAGAGAGCAACUCGAUCGAGCAGGAUACCGAUCGGAAUCAUCCUGCCACCUCCUAUUUCCCUUUUCUUUCUUGAUGAUCCGAUCCCUACUCUGUCUCCAAAUAAUGGCCUCCUACAUAAAGCUAGCCACCGCGACGCCAAAUAGAGAGUUCUUGUUUUCUUCUUCUUCUUCCGGGUGCUAAGAACCAAAGAACUGCCGCAGGCGUGCAGUAAAACGGGAUAUUCUGGACAAGGGCACCGGCAAAUUCAGGUAUCAUCAUCAUGACACCACAGGGUUUAAGCCCCCACGGAAGGCCCAGAUCAUUCGGGAGCCGCAAUCAUCGGCAUCCUCGUCGCGCCCCAUGGCCCAAGCUGGAGCAGGCUGCAGCAACGACGAAGAAGAUGCUGUUGAAUUACUGUCGGUCAACUGGAACCAGGACUACAGCUGCUUCACUGCGGUCACCACCAAUGGCUUCAGGAUCUUCAGGUGCAAGCCGUUCCAGGAGCACUUAAGGAGGGUUGAGCAGAACGGGCUGUUUGGAAUCGUCGAGGCUCUGUUCCGGACCAACAUAUACAGUUUCAUGGGCCGGGGGUUCGACAAGAAUUACCCACAGAACAAGGUCACCAUCUGGGAUGAUAACCAGAACUUUAGACUCGCUGAGUUCUCGUACAGUUCCGACAUCCGAGCCGUCAAAAUGUCGAAGGGAUACUUCGUGGUUGUUCUGGAGGAUGAGGUGCUUGUUUACAGCUUCAUGGGUCUGUGCCUCGUCCAUCAGGCCGAGACCGCACCGAACCCGAAAGGAUUGUGCUGCCUCUCGCAGCAUACAGGCGCUCAAGUCAUGGCCUUUCCUGGGGUGAGCCAGGGGCAGGUUUGUGUGGAGUAUUAUGGGAUGAAGGCCACCAAGCUUAUCGCGGCUCAUGGCUCGAGCAUUUCAUGCAUGGCACUGACCAUUGAUGGACUUGUUUUGGCAACAGCGAGUGUCAAAGGCACUUUGAUCAGAAUCUUCACUGAUCAAUUUAAAUAACCAAGUCAUACUAAUUUUGUUGAUAUGACUCAUUCUUCACUGAUAUAUUGUACCAUAUCUUGCGUUUGCAUACAUGAGUUUUUUUUUUCUAAUCUCAUCUGUCUUUUUUCUUCUUUUUUUGUAUGGCGUGUUUAGUUUCUACAGGUGCAGCUUUGACCCAGUAAAUGGUGGGGAGAUGGUGCUGGAUGAAUUCUUCCGGUUUUUGAAAUGUAGUAGGUCCCGUUCCAGGACUCCAACCACCUAAGCUUUGUGGUGAUCAAACCGUACUCCCAGGCAUAUAGAAAGUUUCCUCAAACCCCAACGUGUAUAUAGAAUCAUAUUUUCUCCAACAGCAUUCUACAUGGCCACAUUAUUCCUGAAAUGUUUAUACAGAAAAAUAGAUAUUCAGCAUCA
Molecule: messenger RNA, 2522 nt
Organism: Brachypodium distachyon (stiff brome)
Lineage: Eukaryota; Viridiplantae; Streptophyta; Magnoliopsida; Poales; Poaceae
Product: autophagy-related protein 18d
Exons: 1
Coding region: 1467-2129 (220 amino acids)
Biological process (GO): autophagy of mitochondrion; nucleophagy; protein localization to phagophore assembly site
Cellular component (GO): phagophore assembly site membrane; cytosol; extrinsic component of membrane
Molecular function (GO): phosphatidylinositol-3,5-bisphosphate binding; phosphatidylinositol-3-phosphate binding; protein binding
Source: RefSeq, a predicted model, not a curated record